Aspergillus alliaceus is the source of this 1510-nucleotide messenger RNA. RefSeq names its product putative RNA binding protein Rnp24. The transcript has a single exon. The coding region runs from base 129 to 1241 and encodes 370 amino acids. Lineage: Eukaryota; Fungi; Ascomycota; Eurotiomycetes; Eurotiales; Aspergillaceae. Gene Ontology annotation, molecular function: RNA binding. The record is from RefSeq and is a predicted model, not a curated record.
UCUAUUUCUACUUCAAGAAAGUUCAUCUCAGUACAUUUACGACAUUCUGACUUAGUAUUGAUUCAAUUCCUGAUCGUACCUUUGCGCUCGAGAGUAGGUCAUUUUGCCGCGUUGGUCGUGGAAACAAAAUGGCAGCUGCUGAAGAAGCAAUUUGCAAAAAGCGAAAGCUACCAGAGGAAUCCGAGAUCGAGAUCGACGUCUCUGCACCUGAACCCCCAUCAAAGAAAGCUCUGCGUAAAGCAAAGAAGAAGGCUGCUGAUGCAUCAUCGGAGGUUAUCAGCGAACAGACCAAAGCCGUCACUGGCAACGAAGAAGCCCCCAAAAAACGUUCGGAAUACGGCAUUUGGAUUGGGAACUUGGCGUUUUCCGUUACCAAAGACGACCUGCGCAAUUUCUUAACAAGCAAUUGCUCUUUCCCAGAUACCACAAUCACUCGGAUACAUUUACCUAGAUCAUUGGAGAGGCACGGGAAAGCCCAGAACAAAGGAUUUGCCUAUAUCGAUUUCUCCAACCAGAAGGCCACGAAUGAGGCAUUGGGGCUGAGUGAAAGUCUCCUAACUGGGCGCCGUGUACUUAUAAAGGAUGCAAAGAGCUUUGCUGGUAGACCAGAAAAGUCCCGUGAAGAGGUUCAGAAGAACGGCUCUACUACGGCAGCCUCUGGCAACCCUCCCUCCAAGCGUAUAUUUGUCGGCAACCUCGGCUUUGAUGCCACAAAAGAAAUCAUCGAGGAACACUUUGGAAAAUGCGGACCUGUGGCCCAUGUACAUGUAGCAACAUUUCAAGACUCCGGAAAAUGCAAGGGUUAUGCUUGGGUGACAUUUGAAGAUCUCAUGGCUGCUGAAGCAGCGGUGAGGGGCUUCGUUAUGGUUGACGAAGACGAAGACGAAGGAGAUAGUGAGCCCGACUCUGAGAAUCGCAAGAAGUCGAAGAAGCCAAAACAGAGAAGGGCAUGGGUAAAUCAACUUUUGGGCCGGCGUAUGCGGAUGGAGUUCGCAGAAGAUGCAACAACACGAUACAAGAAGCGCUAUGGCAAGGACGGCGAAGGCAAGAAAAUUCGGACUGCAGAUAUCAGUGAAGCAGAGCCUUCUGUCCAAGAGGCAACCGGAGAACAAUCCCAACGGUCAGGACCCGCGACACUCAAGCAGGGCAAGGCGGAUUACUCGAGGUACGACAAGGAAACCGUGCAAAAGCUUAGCGGUGCCAUCGUUGAGUCUCAGGGAAAGAAGAUCACUUUCGAUUGAGAAUAAUUGGUGGCCAAUGACAAAAUCCUUUGUGUCUAGGAAACCCUUACUGGGGAAAAGAUGCACUGCAGGCACGAGUUAUUCAUUAUUUCAGCUCACGCCGAUGAAUCUGUUGCCGUUCGGGGAUAGUGAAGCCUUGCAUAGUACGGAGUAGUAAUCAACAAUUUGCUCUUUCCCGAGCAUUUGUUACACUAUCUGGCGAGUAUAUCCCCACCUUAUACCUGGAGAGCAACGAUAACGUGUCUGAAAUAAAAUAGCUGGCAAACAGC